AUGAGACUCGCGUCUGGCUUGACGCUGGCCCUGGCCGGGUCAGCAGCGGCGGCGAACUCAACCUACUACAACCCGAUCCUCCCCGGCUGGCACUCGGACCCAUCCUGCAUCCACGUCGACGGCACCUUCUACUGCGUCACCUCCACCUUCAUCUCCUUCCCCGGCCUCCCCAUCUACGCCUCCAAGGACCUCAUCAACUGGAAGCACGUCAGCCAUGUCUGGAACCGCGAGUCCCAGCUCCCCGGCUACAGCUGGAACACCCGCGACCAGCAAGACGGCAUGUACGCGGCCACCAUCCGCAUCCGCGACGGCACCUUCUACGUCAUCUGCGAGUACCUCGACGUCGAGGGCAAAGAAGCCGGCGUGCUCUUCCGGACCACCGACCCCUUCGACGACGCCUCCUGGAGCGACGCCGUCACCUUCCCCGCCCCCAAGAUCGACCCGGACCUCUUCUGGGACGACGACGGCACAGCCUACGUCGCCACCCAGGGCUGCCAGCUCCAAGAAAUGAACCUCGACACGGGCGAGAUGGGGCCCAUGAUCCCGCUCUGGAACGGCACGGGCGGCGUCUGGCCCGAAGGGCCACACAUCUACAAGCGCCCCGAUGGCUACUACUACCUGAUGAUCGCGGAGGGCGGCACGGCCACCGACCACGCCAUCACCAUCGCGCGGUCGAAAUCCCUCACGGGGCCGUACACCCCCUCCCCCAACAACCCAAUCCUCACCAACCGCGGCACGGACGAGUACUUCCAAACCGUCGGGCACGGCGACCUGUUCCAGGACGCGGCCGGCAACUGGUGGGGCACGGCGCUGGCGACGCGCUCGGGGCCCGCGUACGAGUCGUACCCGAUGGGCCGCGAGACGGUGCUGUUCCCCGUGACGUGGCGCGACGGCGACUGGCCCGUUCUGCAGCCGGUGCGCGGCAGGAUGGAGGGCUGGGCGCUGCCGCCGCAGUCGCGCGACGUGCCGGGCACGGGGCCGUUCAACGCGGAUCCGGAUGUGUAUGAUUUUAAGGAUGCGGCGGAGGAGCUGCCGAGGAAUUUGGUGUACUGGCGCGUGCCGAGGGAGGGGGCGUUCUCUGUUGCCGAGGGUGGAAAGGGGUUGCGGGUGGUGCUGAAUAGGAAUACGCUUGCUGGGCUGCCGGGUGGUUCGGAGCCGGAGGCGAGGGCGGUUUCGUUUAUUGGGCGCCGCCAGACGGAUAGUCUGUUUACGUUCAGCGUGGAUCUAGACUUUGAGCCGGUGGCUGAUGGUCAGGAGGCGGGUGUGACGGCUUUCUUGACGCAGAAUGCGAACCUGCAGUUGGGUGUGGUGCAGGUGGAUGGGCAGCUGAGCUUUAGGUUUAAUGUGUCCGGUGAGGUGAAGGAGAGCGCUGUGCCGAAGGCGUGGGCGGGCGAGAAGGUCCAGCUGGGGAUCAAGAUGGCUGAGCCCACCGAGUACACCUUCUCGGCUUCGCUGGCGUCUGACCCCAAGGAAAAGGUUGAGCUGGGCACGGCCUCGGCCAAGUUGUUGAGUGGUGGUUCGGGAUCGUUCGUCGGGACCUUGGUCGGGGUGUAUGCUACCUGCAAUGGUGCUGGGGAGGGUGUUGACUGCCCCGCUGAUACGCCCAAUGCGUACUUCACGAAGUGGAGAUAUACCGGAGACGGACAGUACAUCACGGAGACCGAGUUGGCUCCUCGUGAAGGCAAGGGCAAGGGAAAGGGCAAAGGCAAGGAGGGAAAGGGGAAAAAGAGGAAUAGCCUGGUUCUGUAA
Molecule: messenger RNA, 1749 nt
Organism: Chaetomium globosum CBS 148.51
Lineage: Eukaryota; Fungi; Ascomycota; Sordariomycetes; Sordariales; Chaetomiaceae
Exons: 1
Coding region: 1-1749 (582 amino acids)
Biological process (GO): carbohydrate metabolic process
Molecular function (GO): hydrolase activity, hydrolyzing O-glycosyl compounds
Source: RefSeq, a predicted model, not a curated record